UCCAUUUUAAAAAUGGCGUUGGUUUGGUUCAAAAUGUGAGGCCUUUGUUUUCAUAAUGCCUGGUUGAAAAUCGGACCUAAAAAUUAUAAUGGCGGACGAAGUGGAGGAGUUUGUCUUUAUUUCUCCUCCUGAGGCUCCUGUUUUUGAGCCAACUGAUGAGGAAUUCCAGGACCCUUUGGCUUAUAUCGCGAAGAUAAGACCGUAUGCAGAAAAAACUGGAAUUUGCAAGAUUCGACCACCCCCGGAUUGGAAACCUCCUUUUGCUGUAGAAGUAGAAACUUUUACUUUUACUCCAAGAAUACAAAGACUCAAUGAACUCGAGGCUAGGACCAGAGUAAAACUUAACUUUCUAGAUGCUUUAGCAAAGUUUUGGGAAUUACAGGGCACAGUCUUCAAAAUCCCCCAAGUGGAGAGAAAAAGUCUGGAUCUCUUUAGAUUGUACAAGGUAAGGGAAUUUUUGUUACACAGAUUGGACAAUAAAGGGAUUGCCCCUCUUCUCGUUGAUGCAACCACAGCGUUUGAAUUACAACACCGUCAAGCACGCAAGGCUUCGAGCCUUUUUUAUACCUGUCCAGUAACUACAUAUCUGGAAAAUAUAACUUUUGAUUCCUUAAAUGAGCUAUUUCAUUUAUACGGUACUCUAAGUUUAACUGUUAUACUUCCUAAUCAACAUUUAACUCAAAACCCAAGGACAUUAUACCAUAGUCCAAUGUUAAUGCAACCCAGUUUUCCAGCCCAAUCAAGUAUUAAUAUCAGCAUAGCUAGUUAAAUCUGUUAGAACAGAUGUGUUUUUCCCGUUGUAUUCGCAAUUAGAUUCUCAAUGGGUGUAAUUUGGACAA
This is a messenger RNA of Actinia tenebrosa (Australian red waratah sea anemone), 839 nucleotides long. Its product is annotated as lysine-specific demethylase 5A. Gene Ontology annotation, cellular component: chromatin; nucleus. Gene Ontology annotation, biological process: regulation of DNA-templated transcription; chromatin remodeling. Gene Ontology annotation, molecular function: histone H3K4me/H3K4me2/H3K4me3 demethylase activity; DNA binding. NCBI's taxonomy places the organism in Eukaryota, Metazoa, Cnidaria, Anthozoa, Actiniaria, Actiniidae. The record is from RefSeq and is a predicted model, not a curated record.